Molecule: messenger RNA, 810 nt
Organism: Peniophora sp. CBMAI 1063
Lineage: Eukaryota; Fungi; Basidiomycota; Agaricomycetes; Russulales; Peniophoraceae
Source: the annotation of a GenBank genome assembly
AUGGCAAUCAACGCAAAUGAAGAUACCGAGUUCAACGAAGCUCUCCGCAAGCACGGCAUCCUCCCGCCCCUCGAGCCCACACCUCCCUCUCCCAGUCCACCUCCAUCGCCGACACUAUCCGAAGAGCUUGAUGACCUGACACUGGACGAACUACGCGAUGCAGCGGAUGACGCACAAGACGACGACGUGCAGCGCGCGAUUGAUAAUAGGAGGAGAGAGAGGCUGAUGGCUGAGGCACGGGAGAGGCAGUUGGCCAGAUUUGGAGACGUGUUGCCCAUUGGAAGGGAUGAUUAUACGAGGGAGAUCACGGACGCGUCUAAGAUUGAUGAGGCGGGAGACGACAAGAGCCGUGGGACCGGCGUUGUGGCGCUGCUGUACAAGGAUGGUAUACCGCGAAGCGACCGUGCAUUCGAACACAUCCGUGGACUGGCACGCAAACACCCGCGUACAAAGUUCGUGUCAAUAGUGGGCGACAAGUGCAUCCCGAAUCUGCCGGACAGCCGUGUACCGAUGUUCAUCGUGUACCGCAAGGGCGAUAUCGUGACGCAGAUCACAGCUUGGGGUGCUGAUAAAGACCGUUCAUCUGAAGAACUGGAGGCGGUGCUGAUCAUGAGCGGGGCAAUCGAUCCACCUACACAUGCUCCAGCGCAUGAGAAGCGAGAUAGUGAGGACAAGGACGAAAGUGAGGAUGAAGGCCGGGACAAAUCUUCCGGAAUGCGCUCGCGCGGUGCCUUCGUGAACCAUACGACGAAGAACGUUCGCGGGCCCGCGAAGAACGCAGACGAUUCAGACUCUGAUUUUGAUCUAUGA